AUGAAGUCGUUGACUUUUGACGAGGUAUCCAAGCAUAACAAGGAAGGCGAUGUGUGGAUUGUUAUUGAUUCGAAAGUUUAUAACAUCUCAAAAUUUGCCAACAUGCACCCAGGGGGGACUGGCAUUCUCUAUGCCGAGUCGAUAGCGGGAAAGGAUGCUACGCAGGCCUUUUUUGGCUUGCAUCGGCAUGAGGUUCUCUUGAGACCACAAUACGCACGUCUUCAAAUAGGCACCAUUGCUGGUGAGGAGCCCGUAGUGCAGCCUCUGGUUGCGGGAGACGUGUCUCGUGUACCUUACGCGGAACCAUCGUGGCUGGCCAAGGGGUUCUUCAGUCCCUUCUACAAAGAAGGCCACAAGCGAUUUCAGAGAGCAAUGCGGAAGUUCGCAACGGAAGUCGUCUAUCCAGACGCCAUUAAGUGUGAAGAGAACGGAAAGCGAAUUUCCCAAGAGGUCGUGGAGAAGCUGUGCGAGAUGAAUAUCCCUGCCAUGCGUCUCGGUCCCGGGAAGCACCUGGAAGGACGGACAUUACUUGGCGGUGUUAUUACGCCGGAAGAGUUCGACCACUUCCACGAGCUGAUUGUGAACUUUGAGCUCGCGCGCUUUGGCACGCGGGGCUAUGUCGAUGCCCUCCUCGCUGGAGAAGUAAUAGGACUUCCGCCUGUACUCAACUUCGGGUCGCCUGAGCUGCGGGCGAAGGUUGUUCCCGAGGUCCUUGACGGGAAGAAGUUCAUUUGUUUGGCAAUCAGCGAGGCAUUUGCCGGGAGCGAUGUAGCUGGCUUGCAGACGACCGCUGUGCGCGAAGGCGAUGAGUGGGUCAUCACAGGGACGAAGAAAUGGAUCACGAACGGCGUUUUUGCGGAUUACUUCACAGUUGGUUGUCGGAGCAAGGACGGCUAUGUCGUAAUCCUCGUGCCACGCUCAGACGAUGUGUCGACCAAGGCGAUCAAGACGGCGUACUCGCCAACAGCGGGUACUGCGUACGUGACAUUCGAGAAGGCCCGCGUGCCGGUCGCGAACACGCUUGGCGAAGUGGGAAAGGGCCUGCAAGUCAUCUUGAGUAACUUCAAUCACGAGCGCUGGAUGAUCGUCUGCACGAGCCUGAGUGCGCAGCGGAUGGUAGUUGAAGAGUGUCUCAAAUGGGUGAACCAGCGCAUCGUGUUCGGUAAGCCGCUGAGCGCGCAGGCGGUGGUACGUGCGAAGCUCGCAAGUAUGAUUGCACGCAUCGAGGCGGGGCAGAGCUGGCUUGAGACGGUUACACACCAGAUGAACAACAUGUCGUAUGACGAACAGGCCGACAAGCUAACGGGUCAAAUCGGCCUGCUGAAACAGUUCAUCACUCGCACAGGACGGGAGACAGCUGAGGACGCGACGCAAAUAUUUGGCGGGCGGUCGAUCACGGCGAGCGGGAUGGGCAAGCUGAUCGAGAACUAUCACCGCACAUCCCCGUACGAUGCGAUCCUCGGAGGUCAAGAAGAUGUGCUCGGCGAUUUGGGGGUGAGGCAGGCCAUUAAGAAGAUGCCCAAGAACGUCAAGUUGUAGUCUGACGGUAGUUGCGAUGAUUUACUUGCACAUGCUUGCGAUUUAAUAGUAUGGUAUAUGUGCGUUGCAUA
Postia placenta MAD-698-R-SB12 is the source of this 1610-nucleotide messenger RNA. RefSeq lists its product as hypothetical. The transcript is spliced from 12 exons. The record is from RefSeq and is a predicted model, not a curated record. NCBI's taxonomy places the organism in Eukaryota, Fungi, Basidiomycota, Agaricomycetes, Polyporales, Adustoporiaceae. The coding region runs from base 1 to 1539 and encodes 512 amino acids. Gene Ontology annotation, molecular function: acyl-CoA dehydrogenase activity; flavin adenine dinucleotide binding.